Messenger RNA from Scheffersomyces stipitis CBS 6054, 2393 nucleotides. It is a transcript of the gene UTP13, whose product is annotated as Utp13p. Lineage: Eukaryota; Fungi; Ascomycota; Pichiomycetes; Serinales; Debaryomycetaceae. Gene Ontology annotation, biological process: endonucleolytic cleavage to generate mature 5'-end of SSU-rRNA from (SSU-rRNA, 5.8S rRNA, LSU-rRNA); endonucleolytic cleavage in 5'-ETS of tricistronic rRNA transcript (SSU-rRNA, 5.8S rRNA, LSU-rRNA). Gene Ontology annotation, cellular component: 90S preribosome; small-subunit processome; nucleolus. Bases 24 to 2393 code for a protein of 789 amino acids. The transcript has a single exon. Gene Ontology annotation, molecular function: protein binding; U3 snoRNA binding. The record is from RefSeq and is a predicted model, not a curated record.
CAGACCUUUGCCCUUCCUCAAGCAUGGAUACCUUGAAAACUACCUAUAGCCACCGGGAUAUAGAACCUAUUUAUGUGGGUGGAACCUCGGCUACCAUUUCUGCUGACGGGCUGAUCUUGGCCACGCCUUUGAACGAGGACGUAGUUAUCACCAGUUUAGAUACUAACGAGAUCCUCCACAAGAUCGAGGGAGAUGGUGAAACCAUUACAAAUCUCGUUAUUACACCCGAUGGAUCCAAGUUGGCAAUUUUGUCGCAGUCCCAGCAAUUGCGUAUAUUUGACUUGGACAAGCUGGAAAUCACUAAAACCUUUAAAAUGCCAUCUCCAGUAUAUAUCUCUUCAGUCGAUUCCACAUCUUCCCUAUUUGCUUUCGGAGGUUCGGAUGGUGUUAUCACUGUUUGGGAUAUCGAUGGUGGAUAUGUGACGCAUUCUCUCAAAGGACACGGAACCACCAUCUGUUCGUUAAUAUUCCACGGCCAGUUGAACUCUACCGAAUGGAGAUUGGCUUCUGGUGAUACUAUGGGUACAGUUAAAGUAUGGGACUUGGUAAAAAGAAAAUGUCUCACAACAGUUAAUGAACAUAAUACAGCAGUCAGAGGCGUUGGCUUCGACAGUUUGGGCCAACAUUUCAUCACUGGUGGAAGAGACAAUGUAGCAAUCAUCUAUAACACGAAAAACUAUAAGCCAGUGAACACCUUUCCAAUCAACGAACAGAUCGAAUGUGCUGGUUUCAUCACCAUUUAUGACAGGGAAUUCUUCUACACCGCUGGUUCUGAAAAUAUCUUGCGACUCUGGAGCAUUGCUACUGGUACAUUGGUGGCCAGCUCAAAAGCUUCGUUAAAGACAAAUGAAGAAUUGAUCAUAAUAGAUGUCUUAAAGUUGGAAAACAAUGACUUGGUCUUAGUAGUAAGUGACCAGACGUUGAUUCAUUUGGAUUUACAAGAGCUUGAUUUCGACAAUGGUGAAACUGUAGAAAUUCCUGUAGCCAAAAGAAUUGCAGGAAAUCAUGGUAUCAUUGCCGAUAUCAGAUACGUGGGAGAAAAGUUCAACUUGAUAGCAUUAUCCACCAAUUCGCCAGCAUUGAGAAUAGUGGACCCAUUAAAGCCAUUGGAAUUGAGAUUAUACGAGGGCCAUACCGAUUUGCUCAAUGCUAUGGAUGUCUCUACUGAUGGAAAGUGGAUAGCUACUGCUUCUAAGGAUAACGAAGCCAGAUUAUGGAAAUGGGAUGAAGAACAAGAUGACUUUGUUCCUUUUGCAAAAUUUCAAGGUCAUGCUGGAUCAGUCACAGCUGUGGCAUUAUCCAAAGCAGAAAACACACCCAAGUUCUUGAUUACUGGAUCCAGUGAUCUUACUAUCAAAAAAUGGAAGAUCCCAGCUACUGCCGGAUCUACUGUCAAGACAUCCGAAUAUACCAGAAGAGCUCACGAUAAGGAUAUCAACUCUAUAGACGUAGCGCCAAACGAUGAGUACUUUGCAUCUGCAUCAUAUGAUAAGUUCGGUAAAGUAUGGAACACUGCUAGCGGAGAAACUAUAGGUGUUUUGAAAGGUCACAAGAGAGGAUUGUGGGAUAUUAACUUCUACAAAUUCGACAAGCUCAUUGUCACUGCAAGUGGUGACAAGACUCUCAAGGUAUGGUCCUUGAAUGACUUCACCUGCGUCAAAACUUUUGAAGGCCAUACCAACUCCGUGCAGAGAGCCAAAUUUUUCAAUAGAUUCAGCCCACAGUUGCUUUCAACUGGUGCAGAUGGUUUAGUUAAGGUUUGGGACUACAAGAGCGGAGAAAUCAUAAAAACGCUCGAUAACCACGAAAAUAGAAUUUGGUCUAUCGAUAUUAAAGAAGAUGGUAAUACUUUUGUCACUGCUGAUGCUGAUGGUAAAUUGAGUGAGUGGGACGACAAUACGGCAGAAGAAAUCAGACUUAGGGAACAACAAGACAAGUUCAAGGUUGAACAAGAACAAAACUUGUCCAAUUAUAUCAGUAAUAGAGACUGGCCAAAUGCUUUUUUGUUGGCAUUGACGUUGGACCACUCUAUGAGAUUGUACAAUGUCGUCAAGUCUUGUAUUGAAGCCAACGAAGAUCCUAAUUCAGCUAUUGGCUCAGAGCCAUUGGAAGAAACUAUCAUUCAGUUAUCUGACGAGCAAUUGUUGAAGUUAUUCAAGAAAGUCAGAGAUUGGAACACCAACUUCAAGUUCUUUGAAAUUAGUCAAAAAUUGAUUUCUGUUCUCAUGUCCAACAUCGAAACUGAAAGAUUGAUAGAAAUACCAGGCUUGAUGAAAAUCAUCGAGGCACUCAUUCCAUACAACGAACGUCAUUACAAUAGAAUCGACGACUUAAUAGAGCAAAGUUACAUCUUGGAUUACGCUGUGGAGGAGAUGAACAAAUUGAUAGCAUAG